ACAUCAGUAAAUGGUAGCUGUCAUCAUCACUGUCAUCAUCAUAAUUUUCUACCACCCGUCUUGUCAGUAUUCACAGCAGCCUUUUCCUGUGUUAGUUCAUGACUCAGAUCUCUGCUAGGUGGUGUCUCCUAACACUACAGUUUGGGUAAUGUCAUUAACAAAUCCCCAGUCCAAACAGACACUAAAGUGAGCUCGGCCUGUCUCAGGGCUGUCAUUACUUCCGCAGCCUCUGACGAACCUCACUUCUGGGCUCCUAAGGAUAAGCCAACGCCCCCACUCCCUUCUUUCUUUUGAUGAGUCCUUGUCUCUGCACAGAGCUUCUGGUGAAGGUAGUGGGAGCUGUUCUUGCAGAGCACAUGGGAUUCCAAGGGCUUGGCACUGGGCCAGGAUCUUGUUUCCAUGGUAACUGACACUGUUUUCUCCGAAAUUCUGCCAGAUCCUGAAGACCUUCAUGGACAAUCUCUUUGCGAUCGUCCUGCUGAAGCAGGCCACAGCUGUGCGCUGCUUGGACAUGAGUGCCUCCCGUAAGAAGCUGGCUGUGGUAGAUGAAAAUGACACUUGCUUGGUGUAUGAUAUCGACACCAAGGAGCUGCUUUUUCAGGAGCCAAACGCCAACAGUGUGGCCUGGAACACCCAGUGUGAGGACAUGCUCUGCUUCUCGGGAGGAGGCUACCUCAACAUCAAAGCCAGCACCUUUCCUGUGCACCGGCAGAAGCUGCAGGGCUUCGUGGUCGGCUACAACGGCUCCAAGAUCUUCUGCCUCCACGUCUUCUCCAUUUCUGCCGUGGAGGUGCCACAGGUAACUGGGGGCACCUGUCCACUCUCAGCUCUGGCAAGGCCGACAAGACCAGGGAAGGCAGGCGCCUUGCUGGUGCAUUGCGGAAAACGUAGCAAGGAGAGAAGUGUGGCAGCUGUGAUGUUGAGGGAGGCAGUCUGGGCCUGGAACCUGCAGCCCUGUCUCCACUCCUUUCGACCUGUGUGACUGGAAGCAAAUAGAUCAACCUCCCUGAGCCUCAGUUUCUUCCUGGUCCCCCUUCUGUAGGGAUGGGAGGGGUAUGCAGUGUUGUCAGCAGAGUGUGUUUUGCGGAGAGCCCAACGUGGGGCUGAGUGGAGAAGCAGCAAAGCCGGGAGUCCAGCAGGGUGUGUGCAUGAGCGCAUGUGUGAUGGUGGUGAUGUGUGUUCGAGAAAGAAGGGGAAAGAGAGGACGAGUGGGUGGGUGGUGAGUCCUGAGGUCUGUGAGCCAAUAAGGGAGCAUGGGACUCUGCACAAGCCUCCUGAACUAGGAGGAGGCCAGAACAGAAAUGAGGUGCUGAAAUGUGGAGCCACAGAACGGGGGAGGGCAGAACCGCAGACAGGAGGCUGAGAUUGACCUCCCGAGUGUGGGCCGGCCUCUCCUCCACCUCCUGCACCCCACGCGGAUGGUGCUCACUGUAGGACUGCCAUAAAACAGAGACGCGCACCAGCAAGAAGCUUCAGCCCUCAGCAUCCCAUCCUCAGGACAGAAUCACUCCUAAACAUGUUGGAAUACAUCUGCUUAGAGCUUUUCAUGUGUAUAUAUAAUAUAUGCAUAAUAUACAAUUAGGAGCAUGUGAUUUCAUAAGAACAUUUUCAAACCAAAGUGAAAUUGCACUGCAAAUACAGUUUCAUGACUUUCAUCUGCAUAAGUAUUGUUACCUAUAGAUGGACCCUCAGAUUUCCUGUAUUCCCUGAGGCUGGCCUGUAAACAGGACUUCUCAUCCCCUUCCUUUAUGGCCAUCUUCUCAUCUCACCUCACAUUCCAUUAUGGCAGCCCCAUCACUGUCUAGAAGUGCUGGCGGUAAACUGGUCAUCUGGCCCGUUCACUCAGCAUGUUCUCCUGAAGCAUGGUUCUAUGUCAGUAAAUGUUCUUAUCCAGUAUGGCAAAAUGCUAAGGUAAUUACAGACUCACAUAAGUUGUAGGAAAUAGUACAGAGAUCCCUUAUAUCCUUUGCCCAGUUUCCCCCAAUGGUAACACUGUGCAAAGCUCUAGGACUAUCUUCCCACCCAUGUCAGCAUGUGUAACCUCCCCCCACAGUCAUGGCACUGAACACGGCCACCACCACAAGGUGUCUGGUAUUGCAUUGCCCUUUUACAGCCAGCUCCCCUCCCUCCUGCCCAGGCCCCCACUCAUUGUAU
This is a messenger RNA of Sapajus apella (tufted capuchin), 2154 nucleotides long. Its product is annotated as intraflagellar transport protein 122 homolog. The record is from RefSeq and is a predicted model, not a curated record. Gene Ontology annotation, cellular component: intraciliary transport particle A; non-motile cilium. Gene Ontology annotation, molecular function: protein binding. Gene Ontology annotation, biological process: non-motile cilium assembly; protein localization to cilium; intraciliary retrograde transport. NCBI's taxonomy places the organism in Eukaryota, Metazoa, Chordata, Mammalia, Primates, Cebidae. The coding region runs from base 452 to 982 and encodes 176 amino acids. The transcript has 2 exons.